Messenger RNA from Coccidioides posadasii C735 delta SOWgp, 1179 nucleotides. RefSeq lists its product as uncharacterized. The record is from RefSeq and is a predicted model, not a curated record. Lineage: Eukaryota; Fungi; Ascomycota; Eurotiomycetes; Onygenales; Onygenaceae. Gene Ontology annotation, molecular function: 6-phosphogluconolactonase activity; protein binding.
AUGAAGCCAGCAAUCCUCCUACCGUUGUUCCUGCAGGCUGUCAUGGCCCAGCAGCUAGCCUUUGUUGGUAGUUAUGGCGGUAGCAUCGUCACACUCCAGUUCAACAAUGAAACCGGUGAGCUGAAGCAACUGUUUACCAACAAGGAUUCCGCUCCAUCUCCCUCGUGGCAAGAAAUCUCAAAAGCCCAAAAGUUCCUUUACACAGUUGAGGAGACAACCCAGAAAGAUAAGAACAAGGGCGCCGUCACAAGCUACUCCAUCGAGGACGAUGGGCAGCUUCGCAAGGUAUCGACCUCAGCCGGGAUGGUUGCUCCUGUGCAUCUGGCCAUCAGCCCGGACCAGAACCUUAUCGUCACAGCUAAUUAUGGCUCCGCAAGCGUUUCCGCCUACAACACGAACCCUUCUACUGGAGAAGUCAACUGGGCCAAAUCCUGGGAGUUUGAGCUCCCAGAGCCAGGGGCUGUCCCAGAGCGACAAGAAGCGCCUCAUCCACACCAUGUGAUUUUUGAACCCACCGGCAAGGUCGUCCUGGUGACGGAUCUGGGUGCUGAUAUUAUCCGCAUGUUCACCGUCGGCGGAGGCCAGGAUCCCAUUACCGAAAUUGACCCAGUCAAGGUGAAGCCUGGUACCGGACCACGCCAUGCUGUUUUCUAUCCGGCCACCGACAAACCGAAAUUCUACUACGUCGUCGGGGAGUUAUCGAACACCCUGACCGUUUUCUCGGUCGAAUACACCGACAAAGCCCUCAAGCUCACUGAAAUUCAAACUAUUUCCACCCUGCCAGAGGACCAUGCCAAAGACAAAGGCCCAGCAGCGGGGGAGAUCAUCCUUCAUCCGAACGGCAAGCACCUCUAUGUGUCAAACAGACUCGACACUGUGUUUCCACAUGCAAACUCGAUCGCGUCUUAUGAAAUCGACGAGUCAUCCGGACGUCUGAAGCUCCUGGAGGUUUUCAACAGCGGAGUCGUGAAUAUUAGACACCUUUCUAUCCACCCAAGUGGAGAGUGGUUGAUCACCGAGGGACAAGAUUCAAAUAACAUCAAGUCUUUCCAACUUGAUCCUAACACUGGAAAAGUAGAAAAGGAAGAAAGCUCUUCUUUGCUCAUCGAAAAGCCUGUUUGCUUGCAGUGGUUGACCACUCAGCCGGCAGAGAAGCAACAGAAAAAGUGUGGUAGUUAA